Messenger RNA from Drosophila grimshawi, 635 nucleotides. RefSeq names its product thialysine N-epsilon-acetyltransferase. NCBI's taxonomy places the organism in Eukaryota, Metazoa, Arthropoda, Insecta, Diptera, Drosophilidae. Gene Ontology annotation, molecular function: N-acetyltransferase activity. The coding region runs from base 46 to 561 and encodes 171 amino acids. The transcript is spliced from 5 exons. The record is from RefSeq and is a predicted model, not a curated record.
UGAUAAGGUCGGCGCUCUUAGAUCAGACUCGCAAUUUGCUGAAAAAUGUCACAAAAAGAUCAAUUUACAUUUCGGCGUGCGGAUAAAACGGAUAUGAAAGCAGUGCAAGAGAUGAUACAGGAACUAGCUGAUUUCGAGCGUAUGAGCCAAGGUCCCGAGCUGACCGUGGAGGAUCUGAUACGCGAUGCCGGGCUAGAUGGCGGACCCGAAUAUUGUCAAGUCUAUGUGCUCAAUGACAAUGUCACAAGCUCGAGCAUUGGCUAUGCGAUCUGCUUCAACUCGUACUCCACGUGGCAGGGACGUUCCCUGUUCCUCGAGGAUCUCUAUGUGCGUCCUGCUUAUCGUAAACUCGGCGCCGGUGCGCGCAUCUUUCGCGAAGUGGCCGCCAUGGCCGUAAAACUGGACUGCCGACGACUGGACUUCCACGUGCUCAGCUGGAAUCCGGCGCGUGAGUUCUACGAUCAUCUGGGCGCUACGGACUUAACGGCAACAGAAAACUGGCACUUUUACCGCGUGGAGCAACAACAAUUGGUGAAACUGGCCAAAGAAUUGGAUCUUUAAUUCCGCAUGCUUUAUUGUUAGGCUAGUUUAACAAUUUGAUGCUUAUUACAAUAAAUAAUACUUGGCUAUAGAAA